UUGAGAACAGCUGUUUCACCGUUUCUUUAAUUUUUUUGUCAGGAAGUUUGAGGUUUAGUUUUAUAAUUCGCACUAGGUAGAAUAACUAUGUGAAUUGUUUUAGGGCAUAUUCAUAACUUGUUAUUAUAGAAUGGUAUCAUUUUGAACUCAGGAAUAGCUCCGAAGUUCUGAACAAUACAUAUAAUCGAGUAGAUAGGAGCACAGAACAACAUUCCAAGUACGGGUGCCUCAUCAUGGAGCCUGGAAAGACCACGUCCACUAGCCUGGAUGAAAUGGUAGGCCUAUUGAAGACCCAUCAAACAAACGCUCCACUGAUGUCUAUCGCUCUACGGAGCCUCGCUGAAGCAACAUGCGUACCGGCGAAUCUGGAAAACGUCGCAGCUCAUUCUGAUUUGGUGUCACAGCUUAUCGGCAUGAUUGAUUUCCAAAAGGAUGCACCGUUAGAAAUACGACAGCAAAGCUACCUCCUGGAAAUUUUGGUGAACAUAUCGUCUCACGACGGCGACAGGAGUUUGGAGACGUUUAUUGCAUUACGCAAAUGCAUAUGCGCAGCCCUAUUAUCUUUCAAUGAGAACCCUGCGUUAAAGGAUUUUUCUUUGUUGAAUAAGACAUUCGCCAUUUUGAACAAUCUUACGCAGCGGAUGAUACCGGCACAGGAGGUAUUUAGCAGUAUUAGCCACGAACAGUGGAGAUUUCUGCUUGGCCAUUUUGAUGCCGCUAAUCGCGAUCCCAGCUCUGUGCAGUUGGUAUUUUUUCCCUCGUUGCUGGUCAAUUUGAGCAGGCUGACGGAAUUCCGAAGAUUUUUACUGGACCAUCAGCGCUUGGUGUUUCAGCGUUUGUUACCUUUUAUGGAUCAAAAAUUCCCUGUCGUCAUUCGUGCGGCCGUGAUGCGGCUAGUGCGCAAUUGUUCGUUUGAUCCGGAUGUGCAUCCGUGGCUGUUAAGCGAAGAAGUUGGGCUUCUUCCUUGUCUGUUGUUGCCGCUUGCUGGUCCAGAAGAGCUGGAUGAAGAUGAAAUGGAGAAAUUACCAAUUGAUUUGCAGUAUUUACCGGAACACAAGGCGAGGGAACCCGAGAGCGCCUUGCGCGUUGUAUUGCUUGAAACUCUACUUCAGUUAUGUUGUACGGUUGCGGGACGGAAGACCCUAAAAGAUAACGGCGUGUAUUACAUCUUGCGCGAAUUGCAUAAGGUUGAAAAGGACGCCGCCGUGAUAUUGGCCUGCGAAAACGUUGUGGAUCCUUUAAUUAGUGAUGAACCUCCGGAAAAUAUGCAAAAUUUACGACAGAUUGAUAUUCCGGAAAAAUUAGUUGCUCAGUUUGACGAAAUGAACAAUCAGCUAGCUAAUGCAAACCCCGGGGAUUUGUUUACAGUUUUUGCUGGCGACAAAAUGCCUAGACCGAAGUCGAAGGAUGUGGACAAACCACGCGGAAAAAUGACCGCCUACGCUUUUUUCCUUCAGAUCUGCCGCGAGGAUCACAAGAAAAAACAUCCCAAUGACCAAGUUAAUUUCGCUGAGUUUUCCAAAAAGUGUGCAGAGAAAUGGAAGGAAAUGGGUGACAAAGAGAAGAAGAGAUUCUUGGAUUUGGCCGCUCAGGACAAAGUGCGCUACGAAAACGAAAUGCGGCACUAUGUGCCUCCGGAGGGAUCGCCUCGCAAACGAAAACGCGGGAAAAAAGACCCCAAUGCGCCUAAGCGGGCAUUGUCUGCAUUUUUCUGGUACUGCAAUGAUGAGCGCCCCAAAGUUAAGGCUUUACUUGGCUCUGCAAAUGUUGGAGAAAUCGCCAAAGAAUUAGGCAAACGGUGGGCAACUACUACUGCGGCCGAUAAGGCCAAGUACGAAGCGUUGGCUGGCAAAGAUAAAGAACGCUACGAGAGAGAGAAUAAAGCGUUCAAGGCUGGAGGCGGCGGAAAUCGUGGCGGCGCUGCUCCUGCAGCAAAGGUCGCUGUCAGCCAUGCUCCUGUUCCGGAAUCUGACGACGAAGAUGACGAUGAUGACGACGACGAGGAAGACGACGACUGAAAUAGGAAAGGCCGUCGCAAGUCCGUAUUGUUGUCCUUGUUUUUUAUAUUUUGUUGUGCUCUUCAAUUAUCUGAGAGAGAAAAGCUAGUUUUUUACGUUUCCAAAGAGAUGUGCUGUACUAAAAAACUAAUCAUGUUAUGAAUUAUGUCGGAGGUGUUACCAUAUUAUUUUCGGAAAUUGAAAUGUGUACGCUGAAACAUUGUUCAUGCCUUUGUUGGGAAUGGGACGAUGUUUUUGCAAGCUGAUUCCUGCAAUUGUAGUAUUGUGAACAAGCGAGCUCUGUAUAACUCGAUGAUACAGUUCGUACUUCAGUGUUGGUCUUACAAGUUUGGGGAACAAUGAGAGUCUUAUAAAAUAAACAAGUUUGGU
Molecule: messenger RNA, 2387 nt
Organism: Paramacrobiotus metropolitanus
Lineage: Eukaryota; Metazoa; Tardigrada; Eutardigrada; Parachela; Macrobiotidae
Product: protein HGH1 homolog
Exons: 8
Coding region: 234-2018 (594 amino acids)
Biological process (GO): regulation of transcription by RNA polymerase II
Molecular function (GO): DNA binding, bending
Source: RefSeq, a predicted model, not a curated record